ACAGCAGAGAACAAAACAUGGAUACUAAAGAAGAUUUGAGAAGGAAACUCCAUCAGGCCACGAAAGAAAAACUGGAUUUAACUGCUGAACAUAACGAAGAGCUAUCAAAAUACCUAAGUCAGAUUGCCAAGUUGCGAGCUGAAGUUGAGAAAGGUGAGGCUGUUAGACAAAGUCUGGAGUAUGAGCUUGCUAUUGCAAGGAAAGAAGCUGGUCUGAAACGGUGUUCAACAGAAGACAAGUUAUGUGAAGCAAACAAACAAACUGAACAGCUUCGAGCGACAAUUUCAGCUUUUCAGCAGAAGUUGAAUGAGACCGAGAGAGCCUUUCAUAUUUCUCAGCAGCACUGGGAUGACAAACAGCAAAGACUUGUAAAUGACAUAGCUGAGAAAGACCUUAUUAUCAAGUCCUGCAAUAGUGAAUAUGAAUUACUGUUGAAGGAGAGGACUAAACUGGAAGAUAUAUUGAAGGAAAAAACCAAUGCAAUUCAGAGUGUUCACCAGAAACUGCAGGAUCUGGAACUAGAACACAGCAACUGCUCUGAAGUGAUAAGGCGGCAGAACAGCGAACUUGAAUGGAGUGCUGAACGAGAAACUCAACUUAAAAAAGAACUCAACGCAGCUACAGCAAGAGUAAAGAAACUGGAAGAAAAUGUUGAAGCAGAAAGAGCAGCACAUCUGGAAUCAAAAUUUAAUUCUGAAAUAAUUCAGUUAAGAAUUCGAGACCUGGAAGGAGCUUUGCAAGUAGAGAAGGCCAGCCAAGCAGAAGCACUUUCUGAUUUGGACAUUGUCAAAAGCAAGUUCAAAGAAGUAGAAAAUGCCUAUGAGAAGGAAAAACAAAACGCGCAAGAGAGCUAUGAAAAACUUAAUUUACUGGAAAGGGAUUACCUCUCGAUAAACAAGCAGCUAAAGGAAAAGGUAGAGGAAAAGAAUAAAGCAAUUACAGAGCUCUCACAGAGACUACAGGAUAAUGAAAAAAGUUGCAAAGAAUUACAGGAUGAGCUUCUACUGUCCAAGAAACACCAGGCCUUCCUAACAGAGACGUGCGAAAACAACACGAAAGCACUGGAGUUACUCUUGGACAGCUUUACUGUGUCAAGCCAGCGGACAGCAGGCACUCGCAAGGACAAAGAUAAACCUCUGAGUUUCACUCUUGUCCUUGAGACUUUGAGGCAUACCUUGACAGAUUACCAGAACAAGCUGGAAGAUGCAUCUAAUGAGCAAAGGAAAAUGAUGAUUUUGUCUGAGAAGAUAGCGAAAGAGUUUGAUUCUUCCAAACAGCAGCUGAGAUGUCAAAUGCAAGAACUUCAGGAGGCUGAAGAUAAACUUGCUGAAGUCAAUAAGGAGUUAAAUUAUCUGCAUGCUAAGUGUGCAGAUAGAGAUUCUCUAAUAGGUACUUUAAAAGUGGAAUUGCAGAAUGUAUUACACUGCUGGGAGAAGGAGAAAGUGCAUGCUACAGAAUCUGAAAAUGAAAUCCAGAGGCUUACACAAGCUUACCAGAAGGAUAUGGAGGAGAAGCUAACCUUCCUCCAUACUUUAUAUCAGCACUUGGUAGCAGGUUGUGUGCUUCUGAAACAACCAGAAGGCAUGCUGGAUAAAUUCUCGUGGCCAGAGCUUUGCACAGUCUUGCAGGAGAAUGUUGAUGCCGUGAUCUUAGACCUCAACAAGGCUAAUGAGAAGGUAUCUCACCUUGAAUAUGUUUGUAAGAACAAGUCAGAUACCAUGAAGGAGCUUCAGCAGACUCAAGAAGACACAUUUAACAAAGUAGCUGAACAGAUGAAAGCACAAGAAAGCUGUUGGCUGAAGCAGAAGAAAGAAUUGGAACAGCAAUAUUCUGGACUCCUUGGGGAAGUUCACGCAAGGGCACAGAAAUAUCAAGAAAUGGCAGGAAAAGCCAAUGAAAAAUUUGCUGCUGCAGAAAAAGUACAGGAGCAAUUGCUCCUUGAAAAUUCGCACCUGAAAAAUGUAUUGACAGAGACUCAAAAGAAGCAUACUGCUUUGCUUGCAGCUUGUGCCUUGUUGUCUGGUGCCUUGUAUCCUCUCUAUAGCCGGUCCUGUGCCUUAUCCACACAAAGGGACUUUCUUCAGGAUCAGUUGAACACCUGUGAAGUUUUCAAGCAUGAGAUUAGGACCUUGGCCAACGCAUUGGCUGAUAUAGAAGAAAAGAAGCACUGCGAGGACAAGGUGCAGAAGAAAAGACAUUACAGAGGUCUAUUACGUCUCUUCCGUAAAGGAGUCAUUGCAGUGCUGGCAGCCAAUAGGCUUCAGAUGUUGGGCCAGUCAUGCAGUGCCCUUUUCUCCUGGGUGGAUGGCUUUAGAGAAGGCAUAGGAAUUCUGGUCAGCAUAGGAGACUCAAAGAAUGUACAGAAUCUGUCAAGGCAAGAAAAAGAAUAUAUCUAUUCUCUUCAAGCUUUGAACUGGUUUACUAGUCCUGACCUUCUCACGUCAGUCCUGAGUUCUAUGGUAGAGCUGCAAGAAGUUCUUAACAAGACAGAUCUGAAUUCCUGGCUUUCCAGACAUUUACUUGUAAACGCAGCAAGGAAUUCUUUUUCAAAACUCAUGGACAAACUUUGCAUAAUGAUGGAAGUGACCACUCCAAACAGCAGCAGGAGCAUCACCUACAUAGAGAAAGACUCAUUAGUUCAGAGACUGGCUCGCGGGCUACAUAAAAUAAACGCACAAGCUCUCAAAGCAGGCAUAAAUGACAGAGCCCCUGUUACGAAAAGUAUAGCAUCCUUGCAGAAGCAAAUAUUUGAAUUUACACAAAGGCUGCAUACAGCAGAAGUAGAACGGCGGUCACUGCGCAUAGAGCUCACAGAAUUCAAGCGGAAUUUGAAUGAGAUGAAGAAAGAGGCUGACAAAGCCCAGGGUCUUCAAGAGCAGUUAAAUGCAUUUAAAGAAUCUAAAUUGAUCACCCAUGAGAGGUUUGAAAGUGCAUGUGAAGAGCUGAAUAAUGCAUUACUUCGGGAGCAGCAGGCACAAAUGCUUUUGAACGAGCAGGCUCAACAGCUCCAGGAGUUGCAGUAUAAACUGGAAUUGCAUUCCAGCGAAGAAGCAGACAAAAACCAAACCCUAAGUGAAGCUGUGAAGAGUCUCUCCGAGGCAAAGAUGGAGCUGAGAAGAAAAGAUCAAUCUCUGCGUCAGCUCAAUAGACAUCUUACCCAGCUGGAGCAGGACAAGCGUCGACUGGAAGAGAGCAUCCGCGAUGCAGAGAGUGCCCUCCGCAUGGCAGCAAAAGAAAAAGAAUUAAUUGCUACUCAUAUGAAAUCAGUGGAAAGCACUCUUCAGAAUGUCAGAGAUCAGAUUUCGCUGUCACGGACUGCGACAACCAAGAAUGACUUCACCCUGCAGCUACCUAAGCUGCACCUGGAGACCUUUGCAAUGGAAGGCCUGAAGGGCGGGCCUGAGGUUGUAGCAUUCCAGGUUUGA
This is a messenger RNA of Euleptes europaea (tarantolino), 3425 nucleotides long. It is a transcript of the gene CCDC171, whose product is annotated as coiled-coil domain containing 171. The record is from RefSeq and is a predicted model, not a curated record. Lineage: Eukaryota; Metazoa; Chordata; Lepidosauria; Squamata; Sphaerodactylidae. The transcript has 21 exons. Bases 18 to 3425 code for a protein of 1135 amino acids.